Messenger RNA from Penicillium diatomitis, 2415 nucleotides. RefSeq lists its product as uncharacterized. Bases 1 to 2415 code for a protein of 804 amino acids. The record is from RefSeq and is a predicted model, not a curated record. Lineage: Eukaryota; Fungi; Ascomycota; Eurotiomycetes; Eurotiales; Aspergillaceae. The transcript has 2 exons.
AUGGAGACUUUUCCGAACCCGUUUUGCAAUCUUGAUCUGUGGUGUGACUGGUCCGGCGAUCCCCUUGACACAGUCAGUGUUUGUAUGACCGUCGAGGUCUGGUGUGACCCCGGUUCUCGGAUUACCGUGAUGGACACUCGCCAUCCAUUAGUUGAACAUUUUUUGGAGUUCACAAUCAGCCCAACCGAGAACAGCGAAGAGGACGACAGUGCAAGAGCUUCGUGCGACAGCCCGAGAAGACACAGUGAACAAUAUGAAGAAAGCAAAGCAACUCCAACGCCGUCAGCUCGAUGUGGAGAAGAGAUCCCGAUGACAAUGAAGACCGAGCUCCCUUUUACUCCAGAGACAUCUCCAGAUCAUGCAACCCUGCAGUUCGGCUCCACAGAAACCACGUAUCACGUCCCGGAUCUAGGUCGAGUGUUCCGAAUAGAUAGCACACCUGAUGGGUCUCCGGGACCUGAUCUCGACGACAUCUACGCCACGGUUUUGCGGGGGGGAUCAUCCCCGGGUCAUCAGAGUGCAGGCGGACAAUCCCCCUCAAACCCGCGCAAGCGAACUGCCAGGGCAGCUUCCUUGCCUGACUCCGUGACAGAUUCGGAAAGGCCAUACGGGGGUGAGACGCUCAAGAAUCUACAACGGGCUGAAAUGAGAGGCAGACAAUCAUCGGCCUCGACAACUUCUUCACACUCCAAGCUUUCCCGCAAAAGUCUGAUCCCUCGGCCGAUGAGCUUGAAGACACCACAUGUCCAGCUUGACUCCUCCCAGAUCACAACUUUGGCAACGUCUGUGCCGACUUUAUCUGCUACUGAGUCCGAGCUCUCGGCUUCAGACGUAGUGCCUGGUGAGAAGAUUUCGCAAGAUGGCUGCGCGAAAAUCGAACAAACAUGUGAUUCUACGCAAAACACAAAGGAUGUCUCCGGUUCUCACGCAAGUUCGAUCGCGUCCGCUGGAUUUGUAUCAGAAAAUGAUCUCGGCGAUGCUCGCUCGUCUUUGAACGACAUUGAAACACUCUCAACAGUCGCAUCGGCUGGUAGCUCGUGUGACCAGACCGCACUCUCGAACCCAACUUAUGCGUCAAUUGGAAGAACUCCGGCCUUGAAUGGGGAGAUUCCGGUCCGCAGUGAUCGCGUCGAGACGCCUCCUCCGCGUAUGUUCGUGUCAGACCAGCCGAUCCUUCGUUUAACAGAACAAAUUCUCCACAUCAAUUGCUCCUCAAACGUCAGGCCAUCCUGGUACAAGGUUCAAGCAAUGUUUAGUCUUCGUCUUCAGACAAAACAAACCCGAGGCUGGUACUCACUUGUGGUUCCUGGACUGCCUGAUCUCAGUGCAACUGACCAUGGUUAUGUGUACCUACGGAUCCCGGAUGGUCAGGGUCUAGAAUUCCGAAGUUUACACUUUCAAAAAUACGAGAUCGUUCAAGGCUGUCUAAUUGCCCAGUUCCGACUCAUUCAAUCACAAUUGGUUAUCCCUCUUCGUCCCUGUGACGCUCAGUUCUAUGGAUUUCUUCGCGACUUUAGGGUCAACCAUAGUAUUUCGAGCCGCCUGCUUUCAGAAUCCGGUCACUUUGGUGCUCCCAUGUUUGAGUACACUGCGAUUUGCUCAUUGGACUUGAUACACCGUGACUUCUGGGCAGAACAAUGCGGCUUCCAAAUCUACAUACAUGGAGGUCCAGAUGGGGAGUUCAGCUGUCAUCUUGACACACCACUUGCGGACUUUCAGGUCAUUCAGUUGGACUCGAAGCCCCAAGCCCAGAUGGGGAUCACGCAACUGCAGGUCAUCUGCACCUUGGCGAAUCUUAACUUUUUUGUGAUCACUUGGCAAACUUGCUUGCCCGAAGCUGAAGGUGCAAGCUGGACGCCUCGUAUCACUGCCACUAGGGAUGGUUACCAGGUUGAGGAAGGGCUGCAAGCUCGAUACUUUGCAGCUGAGUAUGAUGAGCAUGAAGUGGUGCGCGCGGAGGCCAGAUCGCGACUGGUCACCUUCAAGGGAACAUACUAUCGCUCGAAACCCAGAUCAAUGCUCGGCUGGUUGGUGUUGUUUUUCGUUGCUCUCGUCGCAUUGACAUUCUUUCAGGCCCCGAUCAAUAUUGACUUGUACAAUGAGUUCAAUCGUUUGAAGCCGGUUGUGGAAGACUGGGGUACUCGUCUCCUCAAUAUGAAAUUGCCCGAGUCGAGACAUCCAGCAAGCGACAAAACGCGGCAGCAAAUCGAUACGACUGACGUGUCUCGUGAGGUAUCUGAGAUUGUCGCGAAGUUGGGAGACGAACCAUUGAAGGCCGUUCAUGGUCCGAUGCAUUCCGAACAGGACACAACGCACCCAUCGUCGCAGGUAAUGAGCAGCCAGCCUCAACUCAAUAUGCGAGAUCGGUUCGAUUACCUCUUCGGCUGGAGGGGCCCAGUCAAUGAUGGGAUCUGA